AUGGAGAACCCCUGGCGACUAAACGGGUUCAAAUCAGAGGUUUGUCUACAGAUGGCCCAAGUGGACGGGACGAUACACAAACUUCCUGAGGUUUGCUCCAGUGAGGCAAAAACGAACCCUGAUUCAAACUCUAACGAACCGAGCUCUGAUGAUGCACUGGGAUCCGAGCUACAGCAUUUUGCUAACGUGCUACGGGCCAAUGGUUACCCGGAGAGCACGUUAGACCUUUUUCGUAGAUUUCCGGAAGCAUUAGAUGAACUCGAGCGAGAUAAACGGAGUGUUCGAAAUUCCACUGUAUCCCUGGGAAACAUAUUUGUUGAUCUGGUAAUGGAUGGUGCAGAGAAAAUCUUUGCUAAUCCGUUUGAUGGAAUCAUCGGACUGGGACGACGGUUGAUGUCUCCAGAACAAACACAACCUCUUCAUUAUACCGUGUCUCAGCAAGGACGAAUGAGUCAAAAGUUUGGUUUCCCAUUUCAGGAGCAGUGGUUCAUUUUGGAUGGGAUAUUCAUCUUCAAAACGGGAUUUAACGUGGAGAAUCACAGAAGGAUUUUUGAUACUGGAACUCCUGAAAUACAUCUGCCUGGGGAUAUUCACAUGGCGAUAAGCGAAGUACUCGGGAUCAGAAGACAAGUCGAUCGAGUAUACGUGUUCGAAUGUGGAAGGCUGCCAUUCCUGCCCCCGGUCACUUUCCAAAUGGAGGGGAAGAUGUUUCAAAUUAUGCCAAAACAAUACACAAGUCUGACUACCACCAAUGGCGAUAUUACAUGCAGAACCCUUUUUUACAAUACGUCUGCCGACUGCCCUGUAGGACUUACCAUGGGCAUGUCCUUUCUACAUUCGUUCCAAAUGAUCUUCGACGACAACGCUGGUAAAAGCUCACCAGUAGUGCAUAUCCAAUGGCCGUGUCGGAAUUUGAAACCCGGACAUCCGACAGGCGAAGCGAGCAUGUAA
Opisthorchis viverrini is the source of this 951-nucleotide messenger RNA. RefSeq lists its product as hypothetical. The record is from RefSeq and is a predicted model, not a curated record. Gene Ontology annotation, molecular function: aspartic-type endopeptidase activity. Lineage: Eukaryota; Metazoa; Platyhelminthes; Trematoda; Opisthorchiida; Opisthorchiidae. Bases 1 to 951 code for a protein of 316 amino acids. Gene Ontology annotation, biological process: proteolysis. The transcript has 7 exons.